Molecule: messenger RNA, 2952 nt
Organism: Cygnus olor (mute swan)
Lineage: Eukaryota; Metazoa; Chordata; Aves; Anseriformes; Anatidae
Product: desmocollin-2-like
Exons: 17
Coding region: 233-2719 (828 amino acids)
Biological process (GO): homophilic cell-cell adhesion
Cellular component (GO): desmosome; plasma membrane
Molecular function (GO): calcium ion binding
Source: RefSeq, a predicted model, not a curated record
GGGCCGGGCGGGGUGUCCCAGCGCCGUGCCCGGGACGGGCAUUACCCAAAGAGAAGGAGGGAGGGAUAAAAAAAAAAAAAGGUAAUUAAAGUCGCCGCUGCCGCGCGCGGUCCCACCCUCCCCACCGGCCGGCUCCUCUGGCAGACGGGAGGGGACCGAGGGAGACGGCUUUCCGCGCAGACACACCGCCGCCGCCGCGCACUCCUCGCCCCGCCGCGCAGCGCAGCGCAGCAUGGCCCCCGCCGUCCCCCGCCUCGUCCUCGGCCUCCUGGUAUUGAGUUUGUGCUGUGAUGCUUGCAAGAAAGUCAUUUUUCUUGUUCCUUCUGCAUUAGAGGCUGGCACGUUAGUUGGCAGAGUUAAUUUGAAUGAGUGUCUUCAGUCUGCAGAACUUAUCAGUUCCAGUGAUGGGAACUUCAAAGUUCUGGAAGAUGGCUCUGUAUAUACCACAUCUGCUGUUUCUUUGUCUGAUGAGAAAAGGACUUUUACCAUAGUACUUAAAGAUAUUCAAGAACAUGUAGAAAAGAAAAUACAAGUCAAUUUGGUGACAGAUGAAAAAAAGACCCAGGCACAGAAGACCAGGCAGGCUAGAGAUACAGUUCUCAAGCGAACCAAAAGGAGGUGGGGCCCUAUUCCAUCUGUUAUGAUGGAGAACUCCCUUGGACCUUUCCCACUACAAAUUCAGCAGGUCCAGUCAGACACGGCUCAGAACUACACCAUUUAUUAUUCUGCAAGUGGACCAGGAAUUGAUCAAGAUCCAAAGGGUUUGUUUUACAUAGAAAGAGAAACUGGAAAUAUCUUUGCUACUCGUGCAGUAGACCGUGAACAGUAUCCAAGCUUCCAGAUCAUUUGCUUUGCAAGUACUCCAGAUGGUUAUUCACCAGAGGUACCACUUGUGCAUACAAUCAGGAUAGAGGAUGACAAUGAUAAUGCUCCAUAUUUUACACAGGAAGUCUUUGAGUUUUGUGUUCCUGAGAACUCCAAGCCUGGUGUAAUCGUUGGAACGGUGACUGCAGAAGACAGAGAUGAGCCUUUAACUCUGCAUACUCUGUUGAGAUACCGCAUUGUGUCACAAAACCCACCAAUAAUCCCAGCAUUUUCUUUACAUGGUGAAACGGGUGUCAUUAGUGUAUUAUCGCCACAGCUGGAUAGAGAGCUGGUGUCCACAUACACUUUAUUAAUUGAAGUGAGAGAUAUGGGAGGUCAACCUUUUGGUUUGUGCACUACAGGAACAGCUAUCAUUAAAAUUGAAGAUACGAAUGACAAUGCGCCAACUUUUAAACAGAUACAAUACGAAACACAAGUGGAGGAAAACAGAGUGAAUGUAGAAAUACUGAGAGUUUCUGUUGUUGAUCUUGAUGAACUUGGUGCGCCUGGCUCCACAGCUGUUUAUGAAAUUAUAAGAGGAAAUGACGAUCGCUCCUUUGAAAUUACAACAGACAGAAACACAAAUGAAGGAAUACUGUGUGUUGUUAAGGGACUGGACUAUGAAGGCGCCAAGCAAAGGAUCCUUGUGAUUGCAGUCAACAACGAGGCACCCUACAUGCUGGCACCACAUUCACAACAAGUUGUCCAGAGCACCAGCACUGUUGUAGUGAAUGUCUUAGACGUGGAUGAGGGGCCGGUGUUUAAACCCUGUUUCUUCCGCAUGGACGCUAGUGAAUGUGAUGAGGUUGGGACAAGUAUUGGGAAAUACCUAGCAGAAGAUCCAGAAACUGGAAAUAGUGAAGGCAUCUGCUACAAGAUAGCACCUGGACAGUGUAAUUGGAUCAACAUAGAUGAAAAAUCAGGUGAAGUCAGAACCAUUAGAGCCUUGGACCGAGAUCUAGGAGAAAUGAAACGAGGUCAAUGCAAUAUCACAGUCCUCGCAAUAGACAGAAAUGGCAAAACAGGCACUGGAACUCUGCAAGUUGUCAUCCAGCCUUGCAACAGGAAUUUCCCACGAAUACUUAAAACUGAUUAUAUAAUGUGCAGAGACAGAAAACCUAUCUGCCUCACUGCAGAGGAUGGUGAUAUUGCUUCUUACAGCAUGCCUUUUGUGUAUCGCGUGACUGACCGUAACUUGGCUUCCUCAUGGAAGAUAACACGACACAAUGAGAGGUCUGUGUAUCUUUCACCAAGGGGUGAUAUUCCAUUUGGAAUAUACACUAUUCCUGUAACCGUGUCUGAUAAAUCAGGAAAGCAAGGAGUCACCCAAAUAACAGUUAACUACUGUAACUGUGUUAUUCCAAGCGAAUGUGAAAGGACGUCUUUUGCCCCCAGCAGUGUUACUCUUGGUGUAUGGGCCAUCCUUGCUAUGAUCUUAGGAUCACUACUCUUGCUGUUAAUCCUGAUUACAAUCUGUGGUUGUUGUGGCUCUGGGGUAAUGCGCAGGCAUGUGACUGACGAUUGUGCCAAUCACAACUUAAUCAUUUCAAAUACGGAAGCUCCAGGGGAAGAGGUGAUGGAUCACAAUAUAAUUCCUCUACAAAAUACAGCUGAUCAAGUAGGAUGUGGAAUAAAAACAGGAGAUCAACAAACAUUUGAAAUGGUAAAAGGAAGAGGUCAUACCCUGGAAUCAGUCAGGGGAGGUGGACAUCAGACUCUGGGAUCAGUCAAAGAAGGAGGAGGAGGACAGCCUGUGAUGGACACAUGUAGAUACUCUUACUCAGAGUGGCAUAAUUUCACACAUCCUCGUUUAGGUGAAGAAUCCAUUAGAGGACACACUCUGAUUAAAAAUUAAUCAAUGAAAGAAGGUGCACCUAUGCAGACAGGAUGAAGAACAGAAGCAUUCUGAAGAUUAUCUCCUUACAUAUAACUAUGAAGGAAAAGGAUCCUUGGCUGGUUCUGUAGGCUGCUGCAGUGAUCAGCAUGAAGAAGAGGCACUUGACUUCUUAGAUCAGCUGGAACCUAAGUUUAGGACAUUAGCAGAAACAUGUGUUAAAAGAUAAAUGUGCCUUUCACAGUGCUGAAAAA